AUGGCGGGCGUCUCGGGGUUAGAUGCGCAGACAGGCAGUUCGGCAGGCUCCAGGUCCUAUAUCCAGGGUCUGAUAUUCCAGGUCCAUCGGGCACUUCUGUAUGUCUCAAUCCACAAGAACAAGCGACCUUCCAAGCGCCUUCAGGGGGCCUCAGCCCAACAGCUGGAGAUAGGAAGACAAGAAGAAGAAAAGAAAGAAGAGAAGAAGAAACGACGAGGAGAAGACGACGAGAAGAAAGACGAAGAACGAGAAGAUAGAAGGAAGUGGGAUAAGCCUGUCGAGCUAGCUGCGGUCGAGUCAACGCCGCACCAGGAUACACUCUUCAUUCCUGCGCUGAUAUCUCUGGUCAUCUAUCUGGCACUCUCUUUCGUUAUUGUUCCAUUUGUCCGACAACACCGGCAGCGGUAUUCACAGUAUCUCCCACUACACACAAUAUCAGCCCACACCACGUCCCUGAGGGAGCGAGCAUUCGAUGCUAUCAUGAACCUCACCCUUCCCUCAUCAUGGAGACACAGGUCGCUAGCUCAUGAGCAGGACGAAGACAGCUUGUUUGACGAUGAUGGGGAAGACGGCUAUGAGCUCAACGAGUCUAGGAGAGAGGCACUCGAGCAGGAGAGGAGAGAGGCAAGACUCACCCGGGAGCUGGAGGAUGGCUUCAUACCUGAUAGCGAUGAGGAAGACACACCAGGCACUAGGAGGAUAUGA
Molecule: messenger RNA, 705 nt
Organism: Arthroderma uncinatum
Lineage: Eukaryota; Fungi; Ascomycota; Eurotiomycetes; Onygenales; Arthrodermataceae
Exons: 3
Coding region: 1-705 (234 amino acids)
Source: RefSeq, a predicted model, not a curated record